Nymphaea colorata (pocket water lily) is the source of this 2323-nucleotide messenger RNA. Its product is annotated as transcription termination factor MTERF15, mitochondrial. Bases 1 to 1620 code for a protein of 539 amino acids. NCBI's taxonomy places the organism in Eukaryota, Viridiplantae, Streptophyta, Magnoliopsida, Nymphaeales, Nymphaeaceae. Gene Ontology annotation, biological process: regulation of DNA-templated transcription. The record is from RefSeq and is a predicted model, not a curated record. The transcript has a single exon. Gene Ontology annotation, molecular function: double-stranded DNA binding.
AUGGGCUCGGAAUCGAGAAAAUUUCCCCGUGUCCCACGGACCCAGUUGCUUGCUGGCCCCCAAGCAGUGACUGCGAGCGGGUCUGCCUUGAUCCAGCAGCGGCAAGUUCGCCAGGGUGCUGGACCGCUUUCCAGCGCCAUGCGAGUCGGAGGGGCUCUGCUGCGCACGCUCCAGCACCGCCUCCGGUCAUCGUCUUCCUCCUUCCUCCCGCAACUCCCGCCCCCUUCCUUCCUCCCUCUGUUUCGUACUACCGCUACCUCUGCCAGGCGAACUCCUCACGUGCCGGCAGCCCCUGCUUUCCCGGUCGCGGACCUCCUUGUGAGGUCAGGCUUUCCGGCGGAGUUCCUCGCCGAUUUCACGGCAAAGAACCCUUAUGUCCUAUCUCUCGAUCCCUCCGGGUGCGAGAAAUGCGUGUCGAAACUGUUCUCGUUUGGCUUGUCCCGCGAAUCGCUCGCUUCGGUCCUCUUCUCGAAUCCUGGGGUUUUGGAACCGCGGCGUUUGGGCAAGAUCGAGGCCGUGUUUGCUGUGGUGGAGGACUUCGACAAUUCCUCUGCCAUCAUGCGGAAGGUUUUGGAGUUCUCAGGAAGACUCUCGAUGGAACCUUGCGACGUACGCGAGAACAUCGGCUUCCUUCGCUCUUGUGGGAUCAGCGAGUUCCUGAUUCCGCAUCUUCUUGAGGAAUCGCCAUGGUUGGUUUUCCUGGACCGACGGUUGGAGUUGGAGCCAAGCGCGGGGAUUAUGAGGGACGUGGGAAUGCGAAGCGAGACUAUAACCAGGAUUUUGAUCGAUUUCCCUCAAUUAUUCAAAUUGGGGGCAAGGCAGAUUGCGUCAAGGGUCAAUUAUUUGAAGGGUAUUGGAUUUAGAGCUGAGGAAAUUGAUUCUAUUGUUGGCGAUUUUCCAGCGAUUCUGAAAUUUGGGGUGGAGGAUCGGUUGAAGCCUCUAAUUUCGGAGAUGAGGGAUUUGGGUUUUGGUUUUCUCGAGAUUAAGAAGGCAGCCAUCGAAGAUCCACGAAUUUUCCAGAUUGAAGCUGGGGGAGAAUUGAGUAGGUGCGUGAAUUUGUUGAAAAAAUUGAAAUGUAGAUUGCCAAUCAAGGAGAAGAUUCUUGACAAUGGCGUGCUGAGAGCUAGCGUUGAGGUGAAAUUGAGAAUUGAUUGCCUUUGCCGAAGUGGGCUGAGCCACAGAGAUGCGUUCAAGUUGUUGUGGAGAGAGCCUAGGAUUAUCAUUUAUGAUUUAGAAGAUGUACAGAAAAAGAUUAAUUUUCUGACGGACGAAAUUGGGGACCCGAUCAGCCUCCUGGUCGAAGUUCCGGAGUAUUUGGGUGUUAAUCUUGAGAGGCAGAUUAUUCCUAGAUACAAGGUCGUUCAGUGGCUGAGGUCACAUGGUGGGCUUGGCAUUGAGGUGGGAUUGAAAGAUCUAGUGAAGUCUAGCAGGCACAAGUUUUACAAUUUCUUUGUCAAACCGUAUCCGGAAUGCGAAAGGAUCUUUGGGAAAAUGAACAGGGAGGCGGUUCCGAGGAGCAGGCCGGCGGUUGAACUAUCCCAAUUGCUUAAGCCUCAAAAGUAUAAGGAAUGUGAGAAGGACUCUGAAAACAUAAAGAUGUUUAUGAAAUCUUUGGUUUAGUUCUCUCUGGAAGAUUCUUAAGGGAGUUCGAUCAGUUUUCUCACAGUAGCACUUCCACCUUCACAUCUGUAGGGCCAUGAGAUGGUAAGAUAAUUCAAAGGUAAGAUGAGAUAGUCAUGGGGACUUGAGAGCAAGGAAACGAGAAAAGGCAGAAGAAGAAAAAGGAGGAGCGAUGUCAAUUUGGAGUUAUGGUGGUUGGAGCAAAUGUAGUUCACUCAUUAUGAUGUUAUGUACAGAUAAAUAUAGUUCCUCCUGGAUUGAAGCGAUGCUCGAUCUAGCUUAUCAUAAUGAGCCGGAGAGCAGUUAACCUAUGCUUAAUGAAGUCAGCCUUAAUCAGCGACAUCCUUCUAAUUUCAAAGUUGACAUUCUCGGAUUCGUUGACUGAUGCCGAACUGCAGACCUGUCUAAUGCUUCCAGUUACAUAUUCUGAACAGCAUGUUUCUUAAAUUCUCGACGUGGUUGGGUUCAUGACCUUUUAUCGAAGCAAUUUCUGAAGGAACCAAGUAAUGGGGGCUUCUAGUGGAGGUCUGUAUGGUGGGGAAGGUCAGAAAGAGCGAGCGAGAGAGAGAGAGAGGCCCCUCUUGAAGGCUCGGGGCUUGUAUUUUCAGAUGUACUGACUGUUACAAGUGAUAUGGAGACAGCGAACUCAUGAAAGUUGUACACUCCUCUGUUCUAAUAGUGGAUUUCUUGCUUUUCCUUUGCC